AUGGCGACCAACGACGAACGGAAGAAGGCCACCAGCCUUCAACAGGCGAUGGAGACCCUUCUCGCCCUCGAGAAUCUGGGGACCCUCACCUCAACCGCGGCGGACGAGGUCCGCAACAUCGUUGCCGAAGGCAUCGCCAACAAGUUCGGCGAGCUGUACCGGAGCUUUCCCUGCACCCGCGAGGGUGUCCAGAUCCGACGGGACGCAGUGCCAAAGACUUGCUCGCUCAGAGAGAGCGUCGAGGGAUUCGUUGCAAACGCAAAUACCCUCGAGAAACCCAAGAACAGGAGCCGAGAGGUCCAAAGGAAGGCUGCCGUCCAGACGACUACCGAGAAAGAUCGCCUGGCAUUCCAGGCGCUUGCUCAGGUCAACCAGCCUCAGCAUAAGUCGAACUUGACGGUCGGACAACCUGCGCGAUACGAAAGGGUCGAGACUCUUGAGACGCCCUCGCCUAACAAGCAGCAGCCAGAGGCCACAAAGGGUGGCGUUGGCGCUUCCCAAAGCUUGCACCAGGAUAUUCUUGAGAGCGGACAGAAGGCCUGGGAUGCUUUGCUCGCCAAAAAAGCCGCUGAGAACACGGCUCUUUCUCGCAAUUACGACCAGAGAAAGCAAUCCGCGCAAAUAGCGGGUAAGCCUUCAGCUCCCGUAGGAGCCGGAGUGUACAAUGGCGGACGGACUGUGGCUGCUGCGACUCUUGCGGCUCCAAAUAAUGGAGCCAUCACGCGCCAGGGAGGAAUGCAUCCUCGGUCACUCGGAGACACUGCUAAAGUCAGUGGUGGGGGAAACGACCGUCAUACUACUCCCAAGGAGUUGGUCAAGCCGCCCAGCAAACCCAUUCCUGAAUCCAGCGAGGACCUCAUCGACUUUGGCGUCUGA
Molecule: messenger RNA, 876 nt
Organism: Diaporthe batatas
Lineage: Eukaryota; Fungi; Ascomycota; Sordariomycetes; Diaporthales; Diaporthaceae
Exons: 5
Coding region: 1-876 (291 amino acids)
Source: RefSeq, a predicted model, not a curated record